UGCAGGGGACCGGUCCUGGGGGCAGAGCCGGGAUUUCCUUUGCAGCCGGCCACCCUUCCCCCCUCCCCGAGGGCUUUUGCACACGACGCGAGGCGGGCGGCUUCACACGAGGUGGCCAGGGCCGGGGAUAAAGCGGGCGGGCCCGGGGCGCAGCGGCAGGACCGGAGCGGAAGGUAGAAGGUGACUGCGAGCAGCCAUCGUCCCGCGCGCAACUUCGAGGGCGCACUAGGAGAGGCAGCAUGCAGACCAUGGACAAGCAGAACCUGCUGGAGAGCACACGCGGAGUCGGGUCAUUCUUAGGAUCUCUGUGGAAGAGUGAAGCUAGCUGGAUCCCUCCUGUGGACCUGCCCGCUGUUGAGCUGGCUGUCCAGAGCAACCAUUAUUGCCAUGCCCAGAAGGAUUCUGGGAGUCACCCUGACCCCGAGAAGCAGAGGGCCCGACGAAAACUCUAUGUGGCCUCUGCCAUCUGCCUGGUGUUCAUGAUUGGAGAGAUCGUUGGUGGGUACCUGGCACAGAGCCUGGCCAUUAUGACGGAUGCGGCCCACCUGCUCACUGAUUUUGCCAGCAUGCUCAUUAGCCUCUUCUCCCUCUGGGUGUCUUCCCGACCGGCCACCAAGACCAUGAACUUCGGCUGGCAGCGAGCUGAGAUCCUUGGAGCCUUGCUGUCUGUGCUGUCCAUUUGGGUGGUGACUGGGGUGCUUGUGUACCUGGCUGUGCAGCGGUUGAUUUCUGGAGAUUAUGAGAUCAAAGGGGACACCAUGUUGAUCACUUCAGGCUGUGCUGUAGCUGUGAACAUCAUAAUGGGGUUGGCCCUCCAUCAGUCUGGACAUGGCCACAGCCAUGGGCACAGCCAUGACAACAGCAGCCAGGAGCAGAACCCCAGUGUCCGAGCUGCCUUCAUUCACGUGAUUGGGGACCUUCUGCAGAGUGUCGGCGUCUUGGUGGCGGCCUAUAUCAUAUACUUCAAGCCCGAGUACAAGUACGUGGACCCCAUCUGCACCUUCCUCUUCUCUGUCCUGGUCUUGGGGACAACGCUGACCAUCCUGAGAGAUGUGAUUUUGGUUCUCAUGGAAGGAACUCCCAAAGGUGUGGACUUCACAACCGUGAAAAAUCUCCUGCUGUCUGUGGAUGGGGUCGAAGCCUUGCACAGCCUACAUAUCUGGGCGCUGACAGUGGCCCAGCCAGUGCUGUCUGUCCACAUAGCCAUUGCCCAGAAUGCUGACGCCCAGGCUGUGCUGAAGGUGGCUAGGGACCGCCUCCAGGGGAAGUUCAAUUUCCACACCAUGACCAUCCAAAUUGAGAGUUACUCUGAGGACAUGAAGAGCUGCCAGGAGUGCCAGGGCCCCUCUGAGUGACUGCCUGGCCAGACACCAUCUCAGCAGAAGCAUGGUCAGGACCUGUGGGUAGAACACUUGGUGUGCAGCCAGGACUCUGGGCUCAAGGCACUGCCUGGACCACUCCACAGUGGGGCUCUCCUUAGCCUGUGAGCUCACAGGAUGAGGACACAGCAGAUGAGGGCCCACUUCUCUUCCAGGACUGUGUUUGGGCUGGAUCCUGAACUGAUGUCAUCCUAACACCACAGCUGGAGAGACACUGAGGCACAGAAGGGGAUUUUGGGGUGUCCUGUAUGAUCCAGGGUCUCUGUGUCUGAACCAAAAAUGGAACAAGAUCCCUGUAACAUGUGACUGGGUAGUCGGGGCUCCCUUUGCAGGGUCAGUCUCAUUGAUAAAAGAAUUAUGAGCCAGACUCAGGAACAAGAUCUGAGGAUGUUUUAUUAGAAUUUGGGAGAAAGAAAAAACAAACAAAACAAAAAACCAUAGUCCAGGCAAGCCAUAAAUCUCAGCAGCUGCUGGUGGAGAGUGAGAGACGAGAGAAAGUCAAGGCUUUUGAGUUCCGGUUAGCAAUGGAGUUCUGUAAACAUCUGGAUGGCUAUAAUGGGGGAGGGGGUAAAGGAACACUGAGAAAGAUGUGCACGAACAAGCAGGCGUGUGCGUGUGCACACAAUUUAAAAAAUGGAGAGAGAAAAAGGGGGAAAGCAAAAUCAGGCUUCUGAGUUAGAGUCUAGGGAAACAAGCUGACUUAGCAGUUAAGGUCUAUAAGCAAGUGUCUGUACGUGGGGCCCAGAGAGCCCUAAUCAAGGAGAUAACUGUUCCUUAGCAUGUCUUUGGGUGACCAAUGGGCCCAAUUGAACGAACUCGAAAAAGACUGAGUAGAGGUCGGCCCCUGACUUGGUGGAGCUGUUUCUCUCCAUCUUUACGUGAAUGUUUGUGUUCAGUGUUAGGUAGUCAGGUCUGAGCCAUCCUGGGGUGGGGGUGGGGGGCUAUGGGAAGUAAUGUCCUAAUCUUUGGGACAGAGUAGUUACAUUGUCACCAGGGGUAGAACCUAGCUUCUAUCUUUUUGACCAGGAGAAAUUUGCUUCUAAGAGAUUUGCUUCUAAGAGAGACGGGUCUCAAGGAUCCUUCCCUGGUUUGCUUUACCCAGUUGGGAGCAGAGAGCCCCUGCCUCUGUUAUUUAACAUGGCUUUCCAACCAUGGGCGUUCAUACAACUCUCCCUGAGAUGUGGGGCCAAAGGGCACAUGAGGCCUCUCUCUGCCUUGCUCACUUUGGCUGUGGGCCCCCUGUGACUUCCUAGAGGGGGAGGAGGAAGAAGAGGCCCCUUCAUUGGGAAACCUGGCUGGUUUCUUCCUUCCUGGUACCUAAGCCCAGGAAGCCAAGUCAGUGUAUCUAUGGCCUUGACAGAGGUGACAGGGACAGAUUCCAGUUAGAUCUUGUUCUCACAGCUCCAGGGCCAGGCCACUUCCCUUGACCUGACUAUCUCAAGAGAUUAGUAAAUCCUGCUUUAUUGCCUGGGUGACCAGGACCUAGUUAGGGAUGAGGAUGUGUCCAGGGGCUGGCAGGAGGGGUGUCCUUGGAGUCUGUGUGAAAAAUCCUUAGAGCUCGCUUGAGGUUACAGAUGAAAGGGGUGACAGGCCUACCUUCACAGGAAGGCCCGGGCCAAUGUCUGUAUCUGUUAUUGCAGGCCAACUGAAGGUUGUCCCUUCUCGGUGUCUGUGACUCAUACAGAGACCAGGAACAUCGUGACAUCUUCCCCACAGGAGUGUGCAGACAGCUGAGCCUGCUAAGGGCCUAGUGGUUGUGUAUUGGUCUCUUUGAUCAGUGUCCUGGGAAAGGCUCUUGUGAAGGGCCAGCAGGCUUCUCAGCGCGGCUGUGUUGGCUCUGUCCUGGCACAGUAAGAGGAAAGGCUAGGUGUUGGCCUCCACCAACACCACCUCAUUUAAAAAAAAUAAAUGGCUAGCAUUUGUUUUA
Molecule: messenger RNA, 3306 nt
Organism: Grammomys surdaster
Lineage: Eukaryota; Metazoa; Chordata; Mammalia; Rodentia; Muridae
Gene: Slc30a2
Product: solute carrier family 30 member 2
Exons: 8
Coding region: 240-1355 (371 amino acids)
Biological process (GO): response to zinc ion; zinc ion transmembrane transport
Cellular component (GO): plasma membrane
Molecular function (GO): zinc ion transmembrane transporter activity
Source: RefSeq, a predicted model, not a curated record